Marmota flaviventris (yellow-bellied marmot) is the source of this 795-nucleotide messenger RNA. RefSeq names its product family with sequence similarity 220 member A (gene Fam220a). Gene Ontology annotation, molecular function: STAT family protein binding. Gene Ontology annotation, biological process: protein dephosphorylation; negative regulation of transcription by RNA polymerase II. The record is from RefSeq and is a predicted model, not a curated record. Gene Ontology annotation, cellular component: nucleus. Lineage: Eukaryota; Metazoa; Chordata; Mammalia; Rodentia; Sciuridae.
AUGAGGGACGGAGGAGGGACCCUCGGCAUCUGCCUGAUAGAAGCAAAGGGGGAGGGAGGAGAUGACUGGUACAAACAAUUAUGUAGCCUUAAGAAAAGAACACAGAAGGAGAGCCCUUGCCCAGCAGAUAUACCUUUCUGGAUGGAUAAGUCUGCAGUUGAUGUAAAUGGAAAUUCACAGAAUGAGGUGUUAUUGGAAAUGAAAAACGAUCUGAGUGACACUGAUCUCUUGCUUCACAAUGGCAACAAAGAGCUUCCAUAUUUGAAGAAAUCAAUGGGAAGAAAUUUAGCUCCCGUAGCUGCUCCAACCAAGGCCAUGGGCCUGUCCUUUGCUCCUGCAGAAGAGCAUCUUGCUGGGGUGUUCCUCGGUGUUGGGGUUGCUCUGGGGAGGGACUGGCUAAGAAGCGGGCCCAGAGCCAUGGACAGCCAGAGAGGACAGUGCCCCAAAGGAGAGUCCUGGGUGUCAGGACAGCCAGUCCCUCCGAAACUGUGGGAAAUGGUAGUUUUUAAGGGUGAACCACCAAGUGCUCUUCAUGAGGGACUAGGCUCUGAGUCAGAACUGUCUCGCCUGCGUUCUGUGCUGCCUGCAACACUGCACUCCUGUCCUGAAGUACUCCUAGAGGACAAGACAAGAUGUGUUUUCCUUGACCAUUUAAAGCCCAUGUUUUCAGAGCAAACAACAGAGUAUAAGAAAAUGCUUUCAUGUGUAAAAAGUACCUCAAAUGGUCUGGAGAUAACACUGGGGUUACUGGCUCUACAGCCUUUUCAAUUAGCAAAUCCCUUAUGCCAUAGUUAA